AUGGAACCCCCGCACCCGGCGAGCUGCGGCUUCCCCGUGGAGCCCCCGGCGGCGGGUGGGUGUCCCAAGCUCUGCGGCAGCCGCGUCUCGCUGAAGACGGCGUUGGCGGCGGUGCAAACGGUGGAGCAGAGCGUGGACGCUCACGGUUCGCGGCUGCUGAACUUGGAGAGCCGGGUGGCCGCCACCGAGAAAAACCACUUGGGACGCGGGAAAACGGUGGUGGAAUUCGGGAGCCAGCUGGAGAGCAAGUGUGCGGCGCUAGGCACCCUCAUCCAGGAGUAUGGGCAGCUCCAGCGGAGCCUGGAGAACAUGGAGAACCUUCUGAAGAGUGGGAACUUACGGAUCCUGCAGCCGCCUCCGGGGUCAAGGUCACCAGGGUAUGACUCAUUGAGGUCAUGGAGAAACCUGGGUCCAUCUCGGCUCUGUCGGGAUCCCGAUCCCUCCUGGCUUAUGGAGAAUCCCGGAUCUCUCUCGGCUCCGAAGGGAUCCCUGAUCCCUCUCGUUUCGGCGGUGCCGCGCACCCCACCGAGCCCUCCCGCCUGUGGGCGCCGCAGUGCUUGUGGCGGGGCGCCGGCAGGGGGCGCUGCGGUGCCGGGCACGGAAGCGGCAGCGGCAGCGGCCGGUGUCGGCGGUGCCGGCGGUGCGGCCAUGGCCGGUCCGGAGGCCGAGCGAGCAGAGGCGCAGGCGGUGGCGGCGCGGCUGCUCCGCCUGGAGUCCCGCCUGGCGCGGGCGGAGCGGCAGCUGAGGGCCGCGCUGGCUCUGCGCGGCCGCCUCCAGGCGCUGGAGCGGCGGCUGGAGACCGGCGGCGGUUGCAGCGGCUGCUGCGGCGGGGCCCCUCGAAUGUCAGCGAAGCGCUGGGCGGCCGGCGGCGGGCGGCGGGCAGCCCGGCCCCGGGCAGGGCAGGGCCCGGUGAGCCUGGAGGACGUGUGGCUGCAGUUCAGCGAGCGGGAGUGGCGGGCGCUGCGUGGUUGGCAGCAGGCCCUGCACUGGGCCGUUAUGCGGAGCAACUACCACAUGCUGCUCUCCCUCGAGCCAGAUGCUCCCAGACGUGAUACCCAGGCCCGGUCAGAGGAUGCGAUCCAGCCGAGUGUUCAGAGCUGCGCGGAUGGGGAUGGGAGAGAUGAUCCUGAGGAGAGUGAAGACAGCAUAAUCCAUAUUAAGCAAGAGGAAGAGUUGGCCUCCGCAGAUCAGCAGGAAGGGGAGGCUGGAAAGGCUCCUGAAGAGCCCUGCCCAGCAGAGCAAGCGUUUUACGAGCCUGAGUCUUCAAAUCAGCCCAAGAAAGGCAAAGAGGUGCAUGCCAGGGAGCUGCCGGGUAUGGAGGGUGAGGACCUCCCAGGAGACCCUGAUGCAGGAUUUCAGACUUACGCAACUGAUGUUUUAUCAUGGAUUAAACAAGAAGAGGAGCCACGCUGCCCUGAACAACGAGACUUGGAGAAAGAAGUCUCUGCAGAUCCAAGCACAGCGCAUGACGAAAACACAAAGAGGGACCCUCCAGCAGGUUGCUUUGAAAGCACAGCACGUGACUCAGAGGUGCCAGGAAGACCUGGAGAGCAGUUUUCCAAGGAUCCUAGCCCCGGAGUGACGUGGGAUAGUCAGUGGAAUUCAGAAAUGAUGGAAACAAACACUGCUGGGAACAGUCUUGGGGAUGAUGCUCAGCACACCCGAGGAUUUGGUGAACACUUGGAUUUCUUCAGCACUCAGGAAAACAGCGUCGGAAAGAGACCAUGCUCGUACAACAAACAGGAGAGAAAUUCCACCCAGCAGGAAUAUCUCCAGGCUCCCCAGGGAGCCCGAGAAGGGGAUGUGUCUCCAGAACUCACGUGUGAGAGGAGUCUCAACGAAAGGGCAUUCCGUGUGCUGCACUCACAGCCGUGUGCUGCGGGUGAGAAAAGAGGCGGGCAGGGGCCUGCUUCUGCCUGCUAUGAGGGGCUACCCAUGGGGCCACAGCUUGCCACCCACCCCGACUGCGGACAGAACCCUGCAGGUGAACCUGGGCUUCAUGAGCACCAUGGCCUGGGUGGAGAGGAGCAGCUGCCAGCAGAAAGCGAGGAGAACUUCCCUGCCGAAAACCCUUUGGCCAGCCCCUGCUGGGAUCAUCCACAGGACAAGGCGGAGGCCUGCAGUAGGUGCCAGCAGCACUUGGCACCACGGGGCAGCCCCGCAGGACAGCAGCAGAGCCAAGGCAGGGGCAAGUCCUACAUUUGCAGUGACUGUGGGAAAGGCUUCGUGUGCCAUUCGUGGCUUGUCAGGCACCAGAUGACUCACACUGGAGAGAGGCCGUACAAGUGCUCCGAGUGUGACAAAAGCUACCGGAGAAAGGAUUACCUUCUAAACCACCUGCGCCGGCACUCGGGAGAGCGGCUCUUCCAAUGCUCCCUUUGCAGGAAGAGGUUUGUGCUCAGGAGGAGUUUGGUGAAGCAUCAGGAAAGUCACUUGCAAGAAACACACCUGGCCUUGGCCAGUUGGCCCUGCACAGAGAUGAGGGGGGCUGUAAUGCACUCCAUAUAGACAAUGCCACCUGGCUGGGGUGGUUUGCAUCACCCUCAGCUGUCACAUUUGCUGGGCAGGGCCAUGGCAAGAUCCCCCUGCUCUGAGCUGGGCCGUGGCAGGAGGAGGCAGCUGUGGAACAGCCAUCUUGAGCCCGCUCCCAGGCAAAGGAAGAAGGUUGGGCAGUUACUUGCCACAGAUGGCAUUGAAAUGGUGUGUGGAGCCAUUUCACCGCCUUCACCAGUGCCUGUUGCUGCUUGGCACGUGCUGGAGCUGUCCUGGAAGUCUGUGGUGCUCAAGAGUUACUGCUAGCUGUGAAUCCACACUGGAGAGAAAGCUCACUGACACACAGAACAUUCUGUAACACUUAGGGCUGGAGAAAGUCUGCAGAGUUACCCCUAGGCUGCAGAGAGUCUGAAGAAUCCAGGGACUGGGCUGGAAGUGAAGUUGCUAACACUAAUUUUCCAGGUGGAACAGUGUUAGGAAAGACCCACUUUUCUGAAAUGCUGUGAGGAAGGAAGCACUGAACCUGUUGGAAGAAGCCUCUUCAAGAGUGGCAGCUGGGACAGAGGGGCGCAGAGUACAAGAAGCAGCUUGUUCCCGCAGUUAAAUCAUGGGGUUCAUGGGGCUCCGUGCUGCUGAACCCCAACUGUGAAUUCCUGAAGGCAGAGAUCCUCACCUGGAAUAGGGUUUUGAUUUUGCAUAGCCUUAAAGUUGUGUGGCAGUUACUUUCCUUCCUUGUUGCAGGUCUUGUGUGUGUUCAGUUUGCCAAAUCCUGUGAAAGCAGACCCCUUAGAUGCUUGUUAAACAUUCUCCUACAGAAAAAAAGUAUUUUUGCUUGUCUUUGGUGCCUCUUAACAGCGCUGUGAGGCUCUGACGUGCCACGGCACUGCAAGGACAUGAUUUCUUCUUUUCCAUGAUCCAAGCCUGGGUGUACCCAAUGUCACCGUGUCGAUGGUGUCAGAAGGAAAAUGCAGAAGCAGCAGCACUGGCUGGGUUCAGAAGAGCGUUUUGGUUCAGGGCUCCAUCAUUGCCAGACAGACUUUGUUAAACGGUCUUUUUUUACGUGCAUGUUUCUGCUUCAGUUCUGUGAGGAUGGGUUCGCGUCUGCUGGGAAUGUGAUGGGUUUUUAAAUUACAGUUGUUAGAGACAUUUCACUGCUUGUUCCACAAGGGAAGGAGGGAGGAUGGGCAAGCUUGAAGC
Messenger RNA from Neopsephotus bourkii (Bourke's parrot), 3690 nucleotides. Its product is annotated as zinc finger protein 282-like. The record is from RefSeq and is a predicted model, not a curated record. Lineage: Eukaryota; Metazoa; Chordata; Aves; Psittaciformes; Psittacidae. The coding region runs from base 1 to 2508 and encodes 835 amino acids. Gene Ontology annotation, biological process: negative regulation of transcription by RNA polymerase II. The transcript is spliced from 7 exons. Gene Ontology annotation, molecular function: DNA-binding transcription repressor activity, RNA polymerase II-specific.